Molecule: messenger RNA, 12307 nt
Organism: Paralichthys olivaceus (Japanese flounder)
Lineage: Eukaryota; Metazoa; Chordata; Actinopteri; Pleuronectiformes; Paralichthyidae
Source: RefSeq, a predicted model, not a curated record
UCAUGGGCAACACGGCCAUGUGUAAGGUGUGCGGCUCGGACAAGGGCCUGAGGACGACAGGGAGCCAAUCUAACCUGGACCAGAAUCCUGCCCCCGAAUACUACUGCGAGGAGCAUUAUCCUGUGCAGCCUCCACUGACGGUGUCGGACAGUAACACCAGUUUCCUGCGAGCGGCAAGAGCAGGGAACAUCGACAAGGUUUUGGAAUACCUGAAAGGAGGAGUGGACAUCAGUACGUGCAAUCAGAAUGGUCUUAACGCACUGCAUCUGGCAGCCAAGGAGGGCCAUGUGGAUCUGGUCCAGGAACUGCUGGACAGAGGUGCAGCGGUCGAUUCAGCCACAAAGAAAGGAAACACAGCGCUUCACAUAGCCUCUCUAGCUGGUCAGGCUGAAGUCGUGAAGAUCCUGAUCAAACGAGGAGCGGACAUCAACUCACAGUCUCAGAAUGGAUUCACUCCCUUGUACAUGGCCGCUCAAGAGAAUCACCUAGAUGUGGUGCGAUACCUUCUGGAAAAUGGAGGCAACCAGAGCACUGCUACCGAGGAUGGCUUCACCCCUCUGGCCAUCGCUCUCCAGCAGGGCCACAACCAGGUGGUUUCCGUCUUACUGGAGAACGAUACUAAAGGCAAGGUCCGCCUGCCUGCAUUGCAUAUUGCUGCACGCAAGGACGACACCAAGUCGGCCGCCCUGCUCCUCCAGAACGACCACAACGCCGAUGUCCAGUCCAAGAUGAUGGUCAAUAGGACUACUGAGAAUGGCAAGAGUGGAUUCACCCCCCUGCAUAUCGCCGCCCACUAUGGGAACGUCAAUGUGGCCACGCUCCUGCUGAACCGAGGGGCAGCAGUGGACUUCACUGCGAGGAAUGGGAUUACUCCACUGCAUGUGGCCUCCAAGCGUGGCAACACUAACAUGGUUCGUCUGUUAUUGGACCGUGGGUCUCAGAUUGAUGCUAAAACAAGGGAUGGUCUCACUCCCCUCCACUGUGCGGCUCGGAGUGGACAUGAUACAGCUGUGGAGGUGCUGCUGGAGAGAGGAGCUCCCUUAUUGGCCAGGACAAAGAACGGACUGUCUCCUCUCCACAUGGCAGCGCAAGGCGAUCACGUCGAAUGCGUCAAACAUCUUCUGCAGCACAAGGCGCCUGUUGAUGAUGUCACAUUGGACUACCUGACGGCGCUCCAUGUGGCGGCACACUGUGGUCAUUACAGAGUCACCAAACUGCUGCUGGACAAGAGGGCCAACCCCAACGCCAGGGCUCUGAAUGGCUUCACUCCGCUGCACAUAGCCUGUAAGAAAAACCGGGUAAAGGUGAUGGAGCUGCUGGUCAAGUAUGGAGCCUCUAUCCAGGCCAUCACAGAGUCCGGUUUGACUCCCAUCCACGUCGCGGCCUUCAUGGGUCACCUGAACAUCGUUCUGCUGCUGCUGCAGAACGGAGCUUCACCGGACGUCAGCAACAUUCGUGGAGAAACAGCGUUGCACAUGGCAGCCAGGGCAGGUCAGGUGGAGGUGGUUCGAUGUUUGCUGAGGAACGGAGCGAUGGUGGACGCCAGAGCUCGGGAGGACCAGACUCCCCUCCAUAUUGCAUCCCGUCUGGGAAAAACUGAAAUAGUCCAGCUGCUGCUCCAGCACAUGGCCCAUCCUGAUGCUGCCACAACCAACGGCUACACCCCCCUCCACAUCUCCGCCAGGGAGGGGCAGGUGGAGACGGCCUCUGUGCUGCUAGAGGCUGGGGCUUCUCAUUCACUGGCCACUAAGAAAGGUUUCACCCCCCUGCAUGUGGCCUCCAAGUACGGAAGCCUGGACGUGACCAAACUUCUGCUCCAGCGUCACGCUCCACCUGAUUCUGCUGGAAAGAACGGCCUCACCCCGCUCCAUGUGGCCGCACAUUACGAUAACCAAAAGGUUGCACUCCUGCUUUUGGACAAGGGAGCGUCCCCCCUCACAAUGGCCAAGAACGGCUACACUCCUCUCCACAUCGCCGCCAAGAAGAACCAGAUGGAAAUCGCUACAGUACUGCUGCAGUAUGGAGCCGAGACCAGCAUCCUGACCAAGCAGGGCGUCACCCCGCUCCAUCUGGCCUCCCAGGAGGGCCACGCCGACAUGGCUGCCUUGCUCAUGAGCAAGGGGGCCCAGGUCAACGUUCCCACCAAGAGCGGCCUGACUGCCCUCCAUCUGGCCGCCCAGGAAGACAAAGUGACUGUUGCAGAGAUCCUCGCCAAAAACGGCGCCAACCUCGACCAGCAGACCAAAUUGGGAUACACUCCACUAAUUGUAGCAUGUCACUAUGGUAACGUCAAGAUGGUCAACUUCCUGCUACAGAAUGGAGCCGGUGUCAACGCCAAGACCAAGAAUGGAUACACUCCCCUUCACCAGGCUGCCCAGCAAGGCAACACACACAUCAUUAACGUUCUGCUGCAACACGGCGCCAAGCCCAACGCUAUAACUGUGAAUGGUAACACUGCUCUGGGUAUUGCUCGGAGGCUGGGCUACAUCUCUGUAGUGGACACGCUGAGGGUCGUCACAGAGGAGAUCAUCACCACCACCACGACGGUGACAGAGAAACACAAGCUGAACGUGCCAGAGACCAUGACUGAAGUGCUGGAUGUCUCGGAUGAGGAGGGUGACGACACGAUGACAGGCGAUGGAGGGGAGUAUCUGAGGGCCGAGGACCUCAGGGAGCUUGGAGACGACUCCCUCCCCGGGCAGUACCUGGAUGGAAUGAACUACCUCCGCUUCAGCCUGGAGGGAGGACGCACUGACAGUCGAAUAAAAAGUUCAGACAGGUCCUUCACCCCCACCCACCAAAGCUACUACUCCCCUAAACAUGAAGGCAUGAUGGAGGAGAUGCUCACCAGCCACCAGGUUUCAUCACUUGCCAGGGAGAAUGACAGGGAUUCAUACAGACUGAGCUGGGGGACAGAGAACCUGGACAACGUGGCUUUAUCCUCCAGCCCCAUCCACUCUGGCCGUUCCUCUCCGUGCCAUGAUCAUGGAGACCACAGCAGCUUCCUGGUCAGCUUCAUGGUGGAUGCCAGGGGUGGAGCCAUGCGUGGUUGCCGACACAAUGGCCUGCGCAUCAUCAUCCCGCCCAGGAAGUGCAGCGCGCCCACGCGGGUGACGUGUCGGCUGGUGAAGAGGCACCGUUUGGCUACCAUGCCCCCGAUGGUUGAGGGUGAAGGCCUGGCCAGCAGGCUCAUCGAGGUGGGGCCCUCGGGAGCCCAAUUCCUCGGUAAACUUCACCUCCCCACUGCCCCUCCACCUCUUAAUGAGGGGGAGAGUUUGGUUAGCAGAAUCCUCCAACUCGGUCCACCGGGGACAAAAUUCCUCGGUCCUGUGAUCGUGGAGAUCCCCCACUUCGCUGCCCUGCGGGGGAAAGAGAGGGAGCUGGUGAUACUGAGGAGUGAGACAGGAGAAAGCUGGAAGGAGCAUCACUGUGAACACACCCAGGAAGAACUCAACCAGAUCCUCAAUGGCAUGGAUGAGGAGUUGGACACACCGGAGGAGCUGGAGAGGAAGCGCCUUUGCCGUAUCAUCAGCAGAGAUUUCCCACAAUACUUUGCUGUGGUGUCACGCAUCAAGCAGGACAGCAAUCUGAUUGGUCCUGAGGGAGGUAUCCUGAGCAGCACAGUUGUGCCCCAAGUGCAGGCAGUUUUUCCCGAAGGGGCCCUCACCAAGAGGAUCAGGGUCGGACUGCAGGCCCAGCCAGUGAAUAUAGAUGUAGUGAGGAAGAACCUGGGGAACAAGGCAACCUUCAGCCCUAUUGUCACCCUGGAGCCCCGCAGGAGAAAGUUCCAUAAACCCAUCACCAUGACCAUCCCUGUUCCCAAGAGCAACUCCGACCCAGUCCUGAACGGUUUUGGGGGAGACACACCCACCUUACGCCUGCUCUGCAGUAUCACUGGUGGAACGACGCCAGCCCAAUGGGAGGAUAUAACAGGAACCACCCCAUUAACAUUUAUCAAUGACUGUGUCUCCUUCACCACCAAUGUGUCUGCUAGGUUCUGGCUCAUAGACUGUCGGCAACUCCAGGAGUCUGUCAACUUCUCCACUCAGGUGUACCGAGAGAUCAUCUGUGUCCCUUACAUGGCCAAGUUCGUCAUCUUUGCCAAGACCCACGACCCCAUCGAGGCCCGCCUGCGCUGCUUCUGCAUGACAGACGACAAGAUCGAUAAAACCCUGGAGCAGCAGGAGAACUUCACUGAGGUGGCCCGUAGCCGAGACGUAGAGGUGCUGGAAGGAAAACCGAUCUAUGCAGACUGUUUUGGAAACCUUGUUCCCCUCACCAAAAGUGGCCAACAUCACCUCUUCAGCUUCUUUGCCUUUAAGGAGAAUCGACUAGCACUCUUCAUCAAAAUAAGAGACAACACUCAGGAGCCGUGUGGCCGCUUGUCCUUUAUGAAAGAACCAAGGAACUACAGGUCACUCACCCAGAAUGCUAUAUGCAACCUCAACAUCACCCUCCCAUCAUACUGUAAGGAAUCCGAUUCAGACCAAGAGCAAGAGGAUGAGACCAGCAGAACGCAGGAGAAAUAUGAAGAGCGGGAGACAUCAGUCCUGAAAUCAGAGUUGAUUCGAGAGCCAGACCUUCUAUCCGACGUGUCAGAGAUGAAACAAGAUUUGAUCAAAAUGACUGCCAUCUUGACUGCAGACUCAACAGAGAAAUCCCCUUCCUUAGGGGGGUGUGGUCUAGAGAAAGGAACUGAGGACAUUUCUGGAGAACCGUUAGAAAUAAUGGAAAAGGACUUAGAAAAAGUCAAAGAGGACCUAGAGAAAGUCAGUGAGAUACUAAGGAGUGGAACAUAUGAGGGCGAGGUGGCAGAGGAGGCAACAAAAGCAGCUAGAAUGUCAGAGGAGUGGGUUCUUCUCUCAGACAGUGAGAUAGAAGAGGCCAAAAAGAUGGCGGCAAUAGAAAUUCAAGAGCCUGUUUUACGGGAAAGUAGAUCUAACAGAGGGGCUCCCAGACCUAAAGCCAUAAAGGACAGCGGUGAUCUUAAAGAAUACCUCUUGGAUGCACCAGUAAACUCCAACGUAAAAGCUAAGAAAGAGCCAGCCAUACAAGAAAGAUUCACUGAUGUUGUACUGCAGAAAGGUGCGAAAACAACCACUCCAACCAAAGUGCAAGUAAAAACCACUGCUGCUGAUGUUAAAAAGCCAAUCAGAAGAAAGGGGAAAGACCAGGGCCAGGCAGAGGAAUCAACAGAGGCAGGUGGUCUUCUAAGUGUGUCAACAAUCCCUGCUCCAGUAUCGCCUGUAUCCCCAGUGGUUGAAGAAACUCCGAUAGGGUCAAUAAAGGACAAAGUCAAAGCUUUACAGCAGAAAGUUGAGGCAGAGCAAAAGAGCAAAAAGGUCACUGGAAGCAAGCCUUCACAAUUGCCUGUUAUGGGCAAGUCCUCUCCUAAAGCCAAAGAAAGCCCUAAAUUGGAUCCCCCUAAAUCCCCUAAAUCUGAAACUGAAAAACUUGAGGAGACCAUGUCAGUUAAAGAACUGAUGCAAGCAUUCCAAACAGGGCAGGACCCCUCAAAGAGAAAAACUGGGCUGUUUGAGCUCAAAACAUCCACAGCAUCAAGAUCGGAGAAAACCACAAAAUCAGAAACCAUCCAAUCAAAAUCCACGACCAAAGCAUUAACAUCACGUGUUUCUCAAGAGAGAGAAGUAUCUUUGGAUUCAAAACCCCGCAAGAAGGAGACAACUAAGCAAGACAAGUCAGUUGCUCCUGCCCAUUCAGAGCUGACUGAAACUGUAGACUUUGGAAAUUGUGGCCUUGAUGACAGCUCGGACAGCUCAAAACAUGAGGGGGUGGCAGAUUCACUAAGUGCUAGUUCUGGAGAUGGAACUCAUCUAAGCUCUGAGGACAGCUAUAAACAUGAGGGUUUAGCCACACCAGGCACAAGCCCUGAAAGUCUGUGUCCUUCUCCCAAAUCUGGACAGCACGCAACUCCAUCACCAGUUACCACAACAGUCAAAACACUAAGUAAAGACACAGAGAAGUCUGGAGACUCUGGUUUAGGGGCCACUGGUGAACAACUAUCAACAGAAUUGUCCCUCCCUGUUUCUUCCAGCGAAGCUCCAGAUGACCACACUACAAGUGAGUCCACAUCUGUUAGGAGGAGUGAGUCUAAGCCAUCUAAACCCCAAAAGCUUACAAAAAGAAUUUCAGAGACAGUAGAAACUUUUCUUAGCGAUGACGAGAGCCCUGAUCAUCGGUUAGAAUUGGCUUUAAUUGGUUCUCCAGCCUCUAGAUCCUUGUCUCAGCAUCAAGAAAGCUUAGAGCUGCCUUUAAUACAAGACUCAGAUGCGCUCAGCCCAUUAGCUGAUGAUUCUUUGACAAUAAGCCACAGAGACUCUCUAGAGGGUAGUCCUCUUAUGGAAGAAAAUUCCUCGCAUAAGUCCCCAGACUCCAUUGAACCUAGCCCAACCAAGGAAUCACCUCCUCAUGACUCCUUGGAGAGCAGUCCGGUAGAGCAAAAAAGCCACCCUAUCUUCCCAUCAACACUAGGUCCACCUAGUAAAUCCUCUAGCCACCCAGAGCCCAGCAAAACCACAGAAUCCCCGCAUGAUGCAUUGCGUGGUAGGCUGCUUCGAGACCAUGAGACUAGUGCUGAUGAUGACAGUUGUGAGCAGACAUCUCAGAUGACAAGUUCCGGUAAGAGUCCCCUCUCCCCCGAUACUCCUAGUUCUGAAGAGGUAAGUUAUGAGGUUAACUCUAAACCCCCUGACCAUACAUUCCUCUCGGUUCCAUCCAACCCGGCUGUCAUCCCAGAAGAAGAAGAGGAUACAUCAGACAGCUAUGAAACUAAAAGAAAAAUCACUCCAGAGGAGGAAAUGUUUAAGAUGGCAGCCAAAAUAAAAACAUUUGAUGAAAUGGAACAAGACGCGAAGAGCAAAAACAAGUCUAGGAAAGAUUUGUUUUCCUCAGCAGAUGCCAAAAUAGGCGAUGACAGCUAUGAAACGUUAGAGCCCACAACAGGUUUGCAUGAUGGAUCCCACAGCAAAGAGGUCAAGAACACAACAACAACCAGUGUCACUUCAGAGGGGCCUCACUCUGUCUCAGACCACCAUCAUUCAAACACAAAGACACAAACAAACGAACAAAGACUCUCCCCAUCUGUAAAAUGUGAUGCAGACAAAAAGGCUGCUGGAACUUCAAACACUGAAAACAGGACUGAUGAACAAAAGGAAGAGUGCUUAAGGAAGUCAACAGAAUGCAAAGGAGACAACAAAAAUGGUCAAGAGUUAGGUGCUAGCAGGCAACUGACUGGUACACAGAAACCAGGUAACAAUAUAACAGAUGAAGUCAAAGGAGAUCACAGGGAGCAUACAACAGCACCAGAAGCUGGACUUGGUCCAACUGUUGCUGCAGGUCAAACAAAGGAACUGUUCAAACCAGAGGUCUGCAUCUACGAUGACACGGAGGAAGAGGAUGAGGCAUUGGAACCUCCCAGAACUGAGUCAAAAGGUGUUACUGCAAAGGCAGACACUGACUCGUGGUCUGCCAUGCGGGAGGAUGAUGCCACUUUUGCAGCUCGUGUCAAAGAGGAGGAACAGAAGAUACUGAAUUUAGUGGUGGACCGUCAGUCUCUUCAAGCAACUCCAGACACAACACCUGGUAGAACACCAACAGAAGAGAGCACGCCUACCAGUGAGCCCAAUCCUUUUCUGUUCCAAGAAGGGAAGCUCUUUGAGAUGACCCGAAGUGGUGCUAUUGACAUGACUAAGAGAAGCUAUGAGGAAGAGGGGGGUGGCUUUGCCUUUUUCCAGUUAGGUGAACCACCUCUAGAGGAGCCUCUCUUAGAAGAGGCCAGGCAAGAAGGUAAUAGAUCAGCAGCAGAACCUGAAGUUGGCCUCAAUCUUAUACUAGAGGUUAAGACUGAGGAAGAUGAAAAAUCUAAAGAAUCAUCUGAUUCUCAGCUUCAGUCCCCACCACAAGGUGAUCAGACAGGCUCAAAGGCUGAUGCCUCCAAAUCUAAAAUCCCUAAAAUGGGAAUUUCAGCUUCAGCCAAACCUACAAAGAAAGACCAGACAUCCCCUGAAGGUCUAGAUAUUAAAACAGACAAAAAUAUUAAUGAAGGAUCCUUAGAUGUAGACUCAAGUUUCUCUGACCAAAUGAUAACAAAUGUUCAAACAGCAGAAACUACAGUUACAAGAUCUGUUUACUCUGAGCAAGGCCAAGAGUCGUCUGACUCCUCUCCAGAGGAGCCACAGUCAGUGAUAGAAGCCCCCAAACCAACAGGCAAGUCUAAACAAAGUGCUUCCAGUAGUGUUAAAAAGACUCCAGGCAAAACACAAGCUAAGUCUGCUCCUCAAGGUAGGGGUAAUACAUCUAAUACAACUUCCUCUUCAACCUCUCUUAAAAAAGAGGCCUCCUUCACAUCUGAAUCUAAAUCUAAAAUUCCCAUUAAAGCGAGCACCAUCAAGCCUGAUUCUACUGUCAAACGUGUCGAAUCUACCCAAGACAAAAAGCUUAAAGUCCCAGUAAAAAAGGAUACAAGGAGAAAAUCUGAGACAGACGCUGGUCCCUCUGUGGAUGUCAAAACCAAGACAACAUCUUCCAAAGCCAAGAGCUUUUGUGAAGGGGAGUCUACCACUACUAAAAAACCUAAAGGCUUCCAAUCCAGAUUGCCAGUCCGGGGCAAAAGUGGUCAGUCAUCUCAUUCACCAGCACCCACUAAAGAGAAAAGUACGCCACGCAAAAAGUCCAUUGAGUUCUUUGAGGAGAUAAGCGAUGAGGCAGCGAAACUCGUGGCAAGGUUGGCACAGGCAGAGAAAGAGAAAGAACAAGAGGCUGCAGCCGCCAACUCGGAUGAUGAGAGCAGUCUCAUUGAUCCAUCAAUCAUAGAAAAAGAAACUUUCUCUGAGAUGCAGUUCCCUCCUUCAGGAGACGUCUUUCCUAUUAGACCACUGUGGGACGACCCUGUGGAGACACAGAUGCAGCGAAUUCCAGAUGAUAAAGUCCAAAGUCAAGUAGACCCACAUGAUGAAGCAGAGAGAAAAGAGCAACGGUUGGCCAUUAUAGCUGACCACUUAGGCUUCAGCUGGACGGAGUUGGCAAGAGAAGUGGAGUUCAGUGAGGAGAGGAUCAACCUGAUAAGGAUUGAAAACCCCAACUCACUGCAAGACCAAAGCCAUGCCCUUUUGAAACUCUGGGCAGAGAGGGAGGGAAAGCAUGCUACAGAGGCAACGCUGAUCAAGAGACUGACAAAGAUCAACCGAAUGGACAUUGUUCACCUUAUUGAAACCAAGAUUAUCAAGUCCACUCAGGAGGAGACAUCAUCACACACCUAUGCAGAAAUUGAGCGGACAAUAGCACUGGAUCAUAGUGAAGGUUUCUCUGCACUUCAUGAAGACAUUGACAGCCCUCGGCCAGGCAGGCGCACAGAGACAACAAGUAGGAGCCCAGGCUCAGGACAAGAGGUACCCAUGGUGUCAGCAGAGGACCUGUCCCCCAGUUUUUCAUCACUUCAUGAGACAGACUCCACAGCAACAGGCCUUAGAAAUACCCAGAAGGAGAAAUUACAAAAAGAAAUGGAAAUAAAAUACUCAUCACAAAGAAUAUAUGAGGAAAUGAAGGACUCAGUACACACAGGCGGUUUUAAACAAGCUCCUCCUCAGACACCAGAAGAAACAAAGUCUCUAACAGACGAUGAGGUGCAAAGCACAACAGCAGCACAAGACCCCAGUGACAUGGGCGUGCUGUUCACUAAGGAGAAACCAAUGAAAUCAAUUCCCCUACAGCUACCUGAACAGAGCUCGAUCACAACCCACAGGACUGUCACUCCAGUUCUACCUUCAUUUGAGAAGAGUUUCUGUGUGAAGUCAGACAGAUUGCAUGCGUGCUCAGAGUGGGAGUUGUCCACAAAGGAGGCACAGUCCAGUGAGCUUUUUUCACCCAUGUCGAGCCAGUUUCUGGUGCCACCAGAUUAUGAAGCAGUGUUCUCAGGACAUCAAACCUUGAGAGUUUCAGAGUGUAGCCCAGCGUCUCCAGUGUUCAGCGACUCAGCUCAGGUUGUGACUGAAGUCAUCACCGAGAGAGAUUCGGAAACUGCUGAGGACUUGGAGUUUUCCCCAGGCUUUAACCAAGUCCUCUCAGAAUUUGAGAAAACAGUAUCAGAAAUGGAAUCAGAAGAACCAAAGGUGCCACCAAAAGACCUCAUACCUCCUCAGUUCUCUAAGUCUCCGCAGCACUCUGACUCUGAUGCGGAAUUCUUUGACUGCAGACAAGCCUUCUCUGACUUCUCUGAAUCAGAAGAUAUCAAACCGGAACAUGAGAUAGGCUAUCAUAUCUCAGAGCCAUCCUCCCCAAUGCCUGGGAGUAGCCCUGGUAUUGGUUCCCUGAAAGGGAGCCCUCAACACACUUCUCACCCUUUUCUCCGAGUGGAAGAUUACAAGCGCUUCUCCUCAGGCAGUGAAAGCCUUGGGGAGUUUGCCUAUGAUUCUGAGGGCGACGAACCCAAAUGUGAGGAACUUCCUUCAAGAGAUCAGGCAGGGUAUUACGAUGAUGACGACUUCCUGGGAAGGGAGAUAGCAGAUGAACUAGGGAUGCUGUCUGAUAGCUCAGAGGAGGAGGUGCUGACCACCAGGGUGGUCCGACGCAGAGUUAUCAUUCAGGCUGAUGACCUGCCAGAUAUCCCAGCACAGACUGUCACUGAGGAGAAAUACACAGACGAGCAUGGGAACAUGGUAGUUAAGAAGAUCACACGGAAGGUGGUUCGUAAAUACGUAUCUGCGGAUGGGAUGGAGACACAGGAAGUGACCAUCGAGGGCUCUCGCCAGGAGACGGUGCAGAUCGAGGAGGGAGACACUGUCUCCAGAGUGGUAAAGAGAACUGUGCUUCACAGUGAGGGAGAUCAGAAAGAGCUGACAUUGUCCGAGCCCCUGGCCUCGGGCGCUGCCACAGCAUCAGAGUUUGAGAUGGAGCCAGUGCAGGGUCGAAAGGUCAGCAAGGUUGUCAAGACAACGAUGGUGAAAGGAAAGAGGAUGGAGAAGCAGACGGGGGACCCCUCACUGGCGGCAGAUCUCCCCUCAGCCAGGGAGGACUUUGAGAAGGCUUUGAGUUAUGCCGGGGGCUUUGGGAAACAGCUCCUGCCUCAUGUAGUAGAGAAAGAGUUUGUGCAGGACGACGGUUCUGUGGUUAGAAGAAGCCACAUGCGUAAAUCAAGAACCCAGAAGAGGACUGUGGUGAGGGAUGCCCGGGGGAAGCAUGUGCACCUGGAGCGGCUGGAUGACACCCCAGACGCCCUGCAGCCCAACUCCCUGCAGCAGCACCUGCACCAACUGCUCCGACACUACUGUGAGGACAACAGGGAGGAGGAGGAGGAGGAAGAGGAGGAGAGCUUAGACUGAGCAGCUGCUUCCACUGAUCCUCUCCCUGCGCCUCCCACUGAAGCCUUUGGUGAUGAUCAAGCUGUUACACAUCCCCUUCCUGUUUCUCUUCUUUUUGUCAAAUAAUGGAACAGUAUUUUGUGCUUUCACGCUCUUCCCUCCCUCACAUUGUGUUUCGCUCUUUUUGUAACCAAAGAUAGCCCCCUUUUUUCGUUGGAUUCUUCUUUUCUGUUUCCCGUCUUUUUACCUCUCGGCUGCUGUGGCGUGGCCAAAGCACGACGCACCAAAGGUGGGGCUUCUCGGACGUUCCGCCUCACGCACGGGCCUCUUCUUGAAGAACUCUUGUAAAACAUUUGUAUAUAGAGAAGAAAAGAUCGUGCUUGGACUGGAAAGAAAACAAACCUAAGCAUUUAAUACGUUAGCCCACCUAAACCUGCUGUACAUGCACCGAUGCAGCUGGAGAACGGCCCCUGUACAGAUGAGAUUAAUGUUACACGGAGAAUGAACUGGGAGGAGUGAAAGUGAAUCAUCAUGGACUCUUAAUACAGCCAAACAUCAACCUGCUGAUGUGUUUACAAUGGCUGUGUGAGCACACCUUUUGUCUUCCCAUGAUGCAUCUCCCCCCCCCCUUGUUUUUUUUUUCCACGUGUCCGUCCCAACGUGUGUCGUGCGUUCACAUUUUAUCUUCCACAGAGCUGCCACCUCUGUGUGUGUAUAUACAGUGUGUCUAUCGAGAGAGAGAGAGAGAGAGUAGUGAUGAGGAGUGCUCCGACGCACUCGUCCUCAAACACCUAGUCGCUCCCGUCGUCUGUGUUUCACCCUCCUUCACCACGUGUGCUGCGUCUCCUCAACUCAAACUGCAGCGGUGCUCAUGUUAUACCGUCCUCCAUGAAGCCUUGUCCAGGACGAGUCUGGUGCAGUUUUUUUCUUAUUGUCAGCAAAUUCCGUGAAGAAGCUCUAAACAACAAUGAUAACGUGUGUGUGUGUGUGUG